AUGAAAUUCCUCUACCCCCUAACUAUCAUUGCUGCCGCGGCGACCGUCACCUCCGCUGCCAACCUCCCCGGCCUCAUGAAAAGGCAGGGAAACAUCGACGACCAACCCACAUGCGGCACGACCGCCGACGCGACCUUGUCCGACUGCCAGUACCUAUACGACCACUGGCCCGACUUCCCCGACUGGAGCCCCACGUGCCACUACUUCGACGGCGUGGUAUCGACGGCCUGGCGCCCCGCAUGUAAUGGUAACUGCUGCAUCUACACCGACUGGAAUGGCGGCCUCUGGGCCGACAUCCACACUGCAGUCUCUCACCUGUUGGACUGCGGCGACAAGGCAAAAAACACCGUGAACGGCGUCCUGCAGGUCGUCGACAGCGGCCGGGUGUGCCUCUCGAAUGGAAACGGGUGUGGAGACUGCUUCGAAGAUUAA
Messenger RNA from Gloeophyllum trabeum ATCC 11539, 432 nucleotides. RefSeq lists its product as uncharacterized. The transcript is spliced from 3 exons. The coding region runs from base 1 to 432 and encodes 143 amino acids. NCBI's taxonomy places the organism in Eukaryota, Fungi, Basidiomycota, Agaricomycetes, Gloeophyllales, Gloeophyllaceae. The record is from RefSeq and is a predicted model, not a curated record.